AUGCAGAAAGCCCGUCUGCCAGUGAAGCAGCUUGUCAUUUUGGCAAUAUGUCGAUUCGCUGAACCCAUCGUCUUCACAUCUAUUCUUCCAUACCUUCCGGAACUAAUCCAACAUGUUGGCGUCCCCAAACCUGAGGUCGCAAAAUGGGCCGGUAUCGCUUCAGCGGUCGCAUCCGUGAGCCAAGCCAUCAUGGCCGUCCCCUGGGGCGCGCUAUCCGAUUAUAUAGGCCGCAAGCCAGUAAUCAUUAGUGGGCUGUUCUGCACUAUGAUCCUAUCGCUUGUUCUGGGUAUGUCCUCGUCCCUCACCAUGGUGCUUGUAACCCGCGCCCUGAUCGGGCUGAUGAACGGGAACGUGGGUAUUAUCCGGACCAUGGUUGCGGAGAUUGUACCUGAGCGGGAACUCCAGCCACGGGCGUUUAGUAUCAUGCCGCUUGUCUGGACCAUUGGUAGCAUCUUUGGACCUGCGUUUGGGGGUGCAUUAGCGCGGCCGGCGGAUAAACAUCCUGGACUCUUUGGAGGCUCGGAGUUUUUGAAGAAGUACCCGUUUGCGUUGCCGAAUAUUGCAGCGGCUUGUUUCUUUGUUGUUGGGAUUUUGAAUGGGAUUUUGUUUUUGCGCGAAACACAUGUUACUAAGAAGGAACGACGUGAUUUGGGUCUUGAGCUUGGAAAGGCACUUACUCGGCCUUGUACUUCGCGGAAUAAGCGGGGUACAGAGACGAAGAAUUCGGAUUCGGAUGAAGAGCGGGCUACCUUACUUCCUCGCAAGAAGCAAGAAGCGAUACCCAUUGCUCGGCCCAGCUGGGGCCAGGUCUUUACGCCGCAGUCUUGUCUGAUCUUAACCUCCUAUACACUGAUUUCCGGACUGGGAAUGGCCUUUGAUGCUGUAUUCCCUGUUUUUCUCAAUUACCCAGUUCAAGACUUAAACAGUCCAGAUGUCCAGCUGCCUUUCAAAUUUGCAGGUGGAUUCGGCGUUGACUCCCAAACCAUCGGCAUCUACUACACAAUUAUUGGAAUUGUCGGCAUGGUCAUCCAAUUCCUUGCCUUCCCACCAAUCGCCAGGCACCUCGGUAUCCUACGCUGCUUCAAAAUCUCCGCUAUCUGCAUGCCAAUCAUCUUCUUCCUAACACCUUUUACAGCUAUCGUCCCAGAGCCCUUCAAACUACCAGCCGUUCUCCUAAUCAUGCUCGCCAAGCUCGGCACAACGGUCUUUGGUGUUCCAUGCUGCACGAUCCUGCUUACGAACUCUGCUUCAAGUAUGACGGUUCUUGGCACGUUGAAUGGAGUCGGAACGAGCGUUAGCGCUCUAGGUCGUGCGGCAGGCCCAGCGCUAAUCGGGUCUGCGUUUUCCUAUGGUGUGAAGAAGGGGUAUGUAAUUAUCCCAUGGUGGUUACUGAGCGCAUUGGCGCUGUGGAGUGUUGUUCCUGCUUUCUGGAUUGUGGAGCAAGAUGGCCCUCACCGGGUUGUGGUAGAGGAAGAGGUAGAGGAGGAGCAGGAGCAGGAGGCCUCUGUUGGUGUGUAUGGUGCUCUUGUGUCAAGUGAAAAUGGUGUGAAGGGUGCAAGGGACGAUUGA
Penicillium odoratum is the source of this 1569-nucleotide messenger RNA. Its product is annotated as MFS transporter. Gene Ontology annotation, biological process: transmembrane transport. Gene Ontology annotation, molecular function: transmembrane transporter activity. NCBI's taxonomy places the organism in Eukaryota, Fungi, Ascomycota, Eurotiomycetes, Eurotiales, Aspergillaceae. Bases 1 to 1569 code for a protein of 522 amino acids. The record is from RefSeq and is a predicted model, not a curated record. The transcript is spliced from 6 exons.